AUGGAGGAUAUAAAGGAUGUUGAAAAAUACGAGAAAAGAAAAAAAGAAGGAAGCAAGAGAGAGACUAAAACUUUAAUGAAUUACGAAGUAUUUUGGGAAAGGGGAGCCAAAGAGAACUUAAAAGAGAUUGGCAACCGAGAAAUUGCUGAAAAGAUUGAAGACCAAACAGAAAAAGCGUUAUCCAGUAAUCCUUUUUCCAAUGGUAAACCUUUAACGGGCGGAAAAAAAGUAAUAAUUGCGGUAGUAAAGGUAGGAGAACGCACGGAAACAGGACAAGUCGACGAUGUUUAUGCGGGAGACCAUCCCCGCUCUACUUUAAGAGGGACAAGGAUUACCGAACGACCCAAGGCCCGAGAUUUAAGCAGAAAAGUAGUAGGGAACCGAGGGAAAAGAAAACGCGGGUUAAUUGCUAAUGCUGCUAAUUUAGAUAAUUUUUAUCAAUUAAGACUCGGAGAAAGAGUAGUUUAUUUAGGAAUUGAUUGUACGGCCGAAAGUUUGCAUAUUGGUCACUUAUUUUUACUAAUCCAGACAAUUCGGUUUGCUCACCAAGGAUUUAAGGUACUUUUAGUGUUAGGGGGUGCUACUAGUAAAAUUGGUGAUCCGAGUGAUAAAUUGAAAGAAAGACCGCAACUAGAAACCGAGAAACUAAAUCAAUAUUAUCAAUCCAUAAAAAAUCAAAUUGCUCAGAUAGUGAUUAGACAGCCCGUUCUAAAAAUAAUAAAAGAGUGGAUUAGAAAAAAAGCACAAAAAUGUCUAAAUAUUACUUUUAACGAAAAAUUCAAAGAAUUGGUAGGUGGAUAUUUAAUUCUCGACCAAUUAAAUAACAGGAUAAAUUCUCAAUUAGGCAAAGGGACUUGGUAUGCCGAAAGUUAUCAUACUGAGGAAGGCGAUAACGGAACUCUGACUCUCUCGGUUGUAGCGACUAACCAAUCUCAGCAAGUAAAAAAACUCUUGGAAAAGGCUCACAUAGAUUACAAGGUUUACCAAGAACCUAAGAAAUCAGUAAAUAUUUUUGCUAAUUAUGGUGAAGCAAUAAAGAAUAAAGAACGAGACCAAGAACUUAAACUGUGGGAUAACUUAGAUUUGGACGAACAAUUGAAUAAUGAUGAAGCCCGAGGAACAGAAAUAAAGAAGAUUAGACCUGGUGUGAUUAUUUCUACUGAUAACUUAAAUAAGUGGAAUUACCGCUUUAUUGUUGUUCCGAUCACCAAAAGAACAAAAACAUUCUUAGAUUUUGAAGUACCAGUAAUGGUUAACGGCAAAGAAGGAUUAGCCAUGUUAGAUCAAAUUAAGACCGUGGAUAAGUCAAGAUUGAUUAAGAAGUUAGGAAAAUUAAUUCCAACAGAAAUGACAAUGGUUAGGGAAAAGUUGGAUUUAGUUUUUGAUUAA
Messenger RNA from Ambispora leptoticha, 1389 nucleotides. The record is from the annotation of a GenBank genome assembly. Lineage: Eukaryota; Fungi; Glomeromycota; Glomeromycetes; Archaeosporales; Ambisporaceae.